Messenger RNA from Oncorhynchus gorbuscha (pink salmon), 3417 nucleotides. Its product is annotated as lysine-specific demethylase 2B-like. NCBI's taxonomy places the organism in Eukaryota, Metazoa, Chordata, Actinopteri, Salmoniformes, Salmonidae. The transcript is spliced from 10 exons. Bases 650 to 2986 code for a protein of 778 amino acids. Gene Ontology annotation, biological process: protein demethylation; regulation of transcription by RNA polymerase II. The record is from RefSeq and is a predicted model, not a curated record. Gene Ontology annotation, molecular function: transcription coregulator activity; histone demethylase activity; DNA binding.
CUCCCUACCCCCUCCAGUUCCACCACCAUUUCUGACUCUGGGCGCCGGACAGUAGACAAUGGACCUGAUCGGACAGCUCAGAGCUUCUGCUCUUUUCUGUCCAUAAGAAACAAUUGGAUUGGUGGAAGAUGCAGGACAGGCCAGGAGCAAGGAAGGAGGGUGUGGUCAAGCAAGGCAUCCCCCGAGGCUAGAUGCCCUAAGGUUUUUAUCAGAACGGCGUAGAUUAGUUUCGCCUUUUUUUUCUUCCCCGAGAUGAGUUUGUGUUGUUUACUUUAAAAAUAAAAUAGAAAUAAAAAAUAAGAGAUAGAAAAAAUCAUUAAAAUUAUAGCUCACAACUGUGAAGGGGGAGAGGGGUGGGGGCGCGAAGGAGUGCAUUCACAUAUAUCUACACAUUUAACCGAAUGCCAUCUGUCUCUCCAUUGGCUUGGCCUGUUCCCCCUGACCUUCCCAACGCAUAUGUAUGAGGCUUCCUGCCGCCUUGUGUGUGCCUAUGCAGCUGCCUGUUCCUGUGUGUGAAGAGAGGGAGAGGGGGGCGACUGAGAGAGAGAGAGAGAGCGGUGAAUAGAGAACAGAACAGCAGCCGGGCUGGAAGCUUCAGCCAUGUCAGUUUUCUCUAAAACGCUGGACAGACGAUGAGAAGAGAGGAACUAUGGCCUUGUCACUGAGUGCAGAUGAAGAGGACUAUGAAUCAGAAUCUGAACAGCAGCAUGCAGCCAACCGGCCAAAGCCCAAGAUGGGGACGUCAGCCGCGGUCAAGCUGCCGUCGAAUCGCAGUGCGUCUGGCGCCAGACGCAGGAGAACACGCUGCCGAAAGUGUGAGGCGUGCCUCCGAACCGAGUGUGGAGACUGUCACUUCUGUAAAGACAUGAAGAAGUUUGGAGGACCUGGGCGCAUGAAGCAGUCCUGUAUCAUGAGGCAGUGCAUUGCACCUGUCCUGCCCCACACGGCUGUGUGUGUCGUGUGUGGAGAAGCAGGUAAGGAGGACUCCCUGGAGGAAGAGGAGGACAAGUUUAACAUCAUGCUCAUGGAGUGCUCCAUCUGCAGUGAGAUUGUUCACCCCAACUGCUUAAAGGUUAAAGAUGCCUCUGGCGUGGUGAAUGAUGAACUUCCCAACUGUUGGGAAUGUCCCAAAUGCAACUACGCUGGGAAAACAGGAAAAGUCUGCAAGCAAAAAAGGGGACCAGGGUUCAAGUACGCGUCCAACCUCCCUGGCUCUCUGCUGAGGGAGCAGAAGGUUGUCAAGGAGGAGGGCGAGUCCACCUCUACAUCUACAGUCAAGAGGAAGCCUGAGAGGGAUGAGACUCCCAGACACAGACCUGAGGAAUGGGAGCCCCUUCACAGACAACCCCCUGUCCUGUCCCCUAGCACCCUGCCUCGGCCCAGACCUGAGGACAAACUGAGGAAGAAGAGGAAGCUCUUCGACGAUGACUAUGAAGAGGACUUUGAUGUGAGGAAGAAGGGAAAGUCAGAUGGACAUCUGUUCCUUAAUCAGAUCAAGACUGAAGAGGAGGAGGUGGAUGAAGAGGAGAAGGCCUCUCUGUACCGGCAAGGCCUGGAGAGGAGAGGGCGUUUAGGCGAUACCGAGGAGGAGGCAGAGUACGAGGAUGACGAGGACGCAAAGACAAGCCUGCCCAGGCCUCCUCUCAAAACUCCUGUUCUAGAUAGUGACCAGUCUCACUGCAGCUCUCCAUGGGCUGGCCCCAGUAGUGAGGGGGGCAGUGAACCCCAGGAGAAGGGCCCACGUCCCAAAGCGUGCCGCAAACGCCGAUUACCAAACAAAGAGCUGAGUAAAGAGCUGAGCAAAGCACUGAACCAGGAGAUCCAGAAGACCGAGGACUGCCUUGCCAAUGAGAACCGCCAGCCCCUGAAGGUGGAGCCAGAGAGUGAGAAUGAAGAGCCAAAGAGGAGCUUCCGCAAUGGCAGUGACCUCGGAGGGGAGCAGCCACACCUCUGGACCAAGGAAAUUAACUGCACUCCCUGGGAGCUGCGCCACUUCUACCCCGGCCAAAUCACCCCUCUGGGCUUCAACAGGAGCUCCCCUGGCACCAGGCCGCUGCCCCCACGCUCCCCACCCAAGUGUGUCCAAAUGGAGCGCCACGUCAUCCGGCCGCCCCCCAUCAGCCCCCCGCCGGAUAGAUUGCCCCUGGUGGACGGGAAAACCCACGCGGUGCAGCGAGAGGUCUGGGUGAAGAUCUUCGGAUACAUCACACACAAGGAGCUGUGUGUCUGCAUGCGUGUCUGCAAGACAUGGAACCGAUGGUGUUGUGAUAAAAGACUGUGGACCAUAAUCGAUCUGAACCGCUGUAAAUCUAUCACUCCCCUUAUGCUGAGUGGCAUCAUCCGCAGACAGCCCCUCUCACUGGACCUCAGCUGGACCAACAUCUCCAAGAAGCAACUAAGCUGGCUUAUAAACCGCUUACCAGGUCUGCGGGUGUUGCUGCUCUCCGGGUGCUCGUGGGUGGCUGUGUCUGCCCUCUGCACCUCUAGCUGCCCUCUGCUGCGCACCCUGGAUGUGCAGUGGGUAGAGGGGCUCAAAGAUGCCCAGAUGAGGGACCUGCUCUCGCCUCCGACCGACAACAGACCAGGACAGUUGGACAACCGUUGUAAGCUGAGGAACGUUAUGGACUUGCGUCUGGCCGGACUGGACAUCACAGACGCCUCUCUGCGUCUGAUUAUCAGACAUAUGCCGGUACUUUCACAACUGGACCUGAGCUACUGCAACCACGUCAACAACCAGUCAGUCAACCUGCUGACGGCCGCAGGCACCACAACCAGGGACUCCCUCACAGAGAUCAACCUGUCAGUUUGUAAUAGGGUGACAGACCAUUCCCUUACCUUCUUCAAGCGCUGUGGAAGCAUCUGUCACAUUGACCUACGCUACUGCAAACAGGUGACCAAGACGGCCUGUGAACAGUUCAUAGCUGAGAUGUCUGUAAGUGUACAGUUUGGCCUCAAAGAGGACAAAUUACUGCAGAAACUCGGCUAGUUCAUUGAGGCACACUGACGCAGGCCAAAAUGUACACAACAUAAGAACUACCUUUUGCACUAAAUGGAGCAAGACAAGGUUUCCCCCAUCAAGCCUGAACUGGUUGGUUUUGUAUGUUUAUUUCCUCUUCAGUGGAUAAUAUACCGUGUUAGAUUUCUGAACGAACAAUGUCACAUGAGUUGAGGAGAGAAGCAGAGGUGUGUAAAUGGACUGGGCAGAUUUUUUUGCAUCGAUCUUUCUGGAUGUUGUAGAAUCCUUGAGCUGAAAGGGGAAGAUGUAAAGCUACUGGACAGAAGGAGAUGGUGAAGGAAAACAGCCUGCAUGAGUGUUUCUUUUUGUGUUUGUACAUUUUUUUUUUUUUUUUUAAGGUUUGUUAUAUUGAUUUGAAUUUGUUGGGGAUUUUCUUUUUUCUACUCUUUAGGUUUGUUUUA